Molecule: messenger RNA, 1611 nt
Organism: Ananas comosus (pineapple)
Lineage: Eukaryota; Viridiplantae; Streptophyta; Magnoliopsida; Poales; Bromeliaceae
Product: heat stress transcription factor B-1-like
Exons: 2
Coding region: 444-1373 (309 amino acids)
Biological process (GO): regulation of transcription by RNA polymerase II
Cellular component (GO): nucleus
Molecular function (GO): RNA polymerase II cis-regulatory region sequence-specific DNA binding; DNA-binding transcription factor activity
Source: RefSeq, a predicted model, not a curated record
UCCCAAAGAAAGGGUACAUCAACCUAAAAAGGGCCAAAAAAAAGAAAAAAAAAAGAAGUGUGAUUUAACAAUCACCCCUUCCACUGCUUUGAGCAAUCGCGUAGUCUUAUAUAUCUGAAAAAAAGAAAAACUCUUUCUCUCUCUCUCUAUGCAAUUUUGCUCUUUAUUUGGAUCCAUUGUUUAAUUAGAUGGUUCGGGUCGGCUCGCUGUAGCGGAGGAGACGAUUGAUCGAUCGCGCGAAAAUGGAUGAGGAGAGAGCCGGCGGCGGGAGGAGUCGCGGCGGGUGCUACCGGUGGACGGUGAUCAGCGGAUUCUACUGCUGGGGUUGGGAGUUCUUGACGGCUCUCCUGCUCUUCUCGCGCUGAAAAAAAUACUAUAAUAAUUUAUUUAAUCAUCUUUUCAUUCUAUUUCCUUUAUCUUUUUCGAAAAAAAUCAAUUCUGGAAUGGCGAAUAAGGAUGGUGGUGACGGCAGCGACCACGGCGGUGGUAGUAAAGGGAGGACGAAUGGGGGAACGGCGCCGUUCUUGAUAAAGACGUAUCAGAUGGUGGAGGACGGGGAGACGGACGACGUGAUAUCGUGGGGGGAGAAGGGGCGGUCGUUCGUCGUGUGGAAGCCGGUGGAGUUCGCCCGCGACAUCCUCCCCGUCCACUUCAAGCACAACAACUUCUCCUCCUUCGUUCGCCAGCUCAACACCUACGGCUUCCGGAAGGUGGUGCCGGACCGGUGGGAGUUCGCGAACGAGAACUUCCGGCGCGGGGAGCGAAUACUCCUCACCGAGAUCCGCCGUCGCAAGUCAGCAUCGACUGCUCAACCCCCUCGUGCCAGAAAAUCAAAUGGCGGGGGCAGCGGCGGCAUCCCUCCUCCUCCUCCUUCCUUGAUAACCAACUCCGCUGACGGUCUCAGCUCGUCCUCCGCCUCCUCUGCUGCUGCACGGUCACCGCCAACGCAAAACCUACUUGAACUAGCGAACGAGUACGAAACGCUUAAGAAGGACAAUGAGAUUCUUACGGCGGAGCUUGCGCGGGCGAAGGGGCACUGCGAGGAGCUCCUCGGCUUCCUCUCCAAGUUCUUGGACGUGAACAAACUCGACUUAACGCUUCUGAUGCAGGAAGACGCAACGAAGACACUAGAAGAGGUAGAGAGGGUAAACAACGUCGGCGAAGAGAGUGUUAGGAAUAGCGGGGGCUGCGUAAAGCUUUUCGGAGCGCAUUUGAAGGAUUUCGAAGGGGAGGAUAGAAAGAAGGGCGACGGGAGGAAGAGGGGGCGAUACGAUGAGGGAGACGGUUGCGGAAUUGGCAAGCGGCCCCUGAAAUGUCAUGCGCUUUGGUGGGCCGUCGGUUGCGGUGUCGGUCGCGGCGGAGCGCGGCCGUGAGAAGGUUUGCAAGUGAUGAACUGCACAUGAGCAAAAAGAUUGUCUACAAAAUGAUAAACGGUAGAAUAUGUGCGAAAUGGUUAACAUGGUUUGUUUACGUGAGAGGAGACAAAUGUAACGGAGAAAAUUUGAACCGAAGUAACACUACUUGUAUUUUCCCCCAAUUUAGACGCGGAUUUGGGAAAAUUGAAUGAAGUAAAUGACACGUAGUGCAUUUACACCAUAUUUAUAUUCUAGA